UCCCUGCUCUCCGAGUGGUGCUCGCCACUGAGUGCACUCUCAUGUCCGUGUUCCAGCGGGGAGCUUCUCCAACCUGUUUACCGUGUUGCGACAUUACCGCCCGAUCUCUCGACUUCCGCCAGAAUUGAGGUCAUAUGAUGGCCGUGCCGCAACCGAGGGAUCCUGUCCCAAAAGCCGCCCGAGACGCCCGACACACCGAGCAGGACGCACAUCCUCGGUAAUAUCGGGCGAUAUCAGUAUGCGAGGCGAUGUUGAUGCGCUGUUGCAUCGGGUCCGCUCACGUGGUAGGUUAGGCAAACCCCAUUCCCGCAUCUCGGCCACCGGCAGCCAAACCUACCCCAAACGCAUAAGCUAGAUACCGAUUGCGCCUGCCAGUGUGUCGGGUGUUUGCGCCUUUGCCAGUGAUAAAACCGGGGCCAUCGAAACAGAUGUGUUCCAGUGCAUUAGUACAUUAGUGGACAGUGCGUAGCUAGACAAUCUCUUAGCGUAAGACCUGAUAGGCGUAGUUCAAUAAACGUAGCUAGCCUGAAUCUCCCACGACUCUACUUUGGCGGAGGAGAAGGAGCAAGUUUACUGUGCUCCGUUUCGAACGGGCUCCGAGUUAGUGCGUUAUCUAUUUUACUGUACUUUGUUAUUAUAAAUUGAGAAAGCACAAAUCAAAAAUCCGCCCUAGGAUGCAAAACAUCUCCAUCCCUUGACUGUGUUUUUUUGUACACCCAUAUACACCGUCGCGCAUCAAAAUUUCGUUCAUCAAUCAGUGGAGCAAGUACCAGCAAAUACAGCAAUCCAGCAUCCUUGCAGCACGGAAUGAUACGCUGUCCGUACAUUCAUGAAAUGCAUGAACGCCUGCUAGGACCAACGCCGAGACGACCACUACCAAUAUCAUAUCCGCCGCUCGCCAAACCGGAAGUUAUGGAUCGCGAAAGUGACUGUCUGCUGGACAGCCGCCCAGAGAGCCGCCAGAUCGUGGGCACCGUGGUGAAGCUCAAUCCGGACGGGUUCGGAGCGCACACCACCUCCACACAUCACCACCAUCAUCAUCAUGGGCAGCAGCAGCAGCAACAGCAACUGCACCACCGUACGCCAUUAGUGCCUUGCAAUGGAACGGAAGAUGACGAGGUGCGCACCGGAAGGCAUCACGCGCUGCGGGAGGGUGAUGGUACGAUCACGAGCACCAUUAGCGACUCGGAUGACGACGGCAUCCAUCUGCGUACGCAUCUGCGCAAGAUCAUAGAGGGCCGCAAGCCGAAAAAUGCCAAAACGUCCCUCUUCAUCGUAACCAGUCUCGUCUACGCCAUGCUGCUAAUCGUCGUGUGCGUCGCGUACGUUAUCAGCGAUGUCACUACGCACCGUCUGCCAGUGAUCUACUACGAGGGCUUCUUUACCUAUCUGUACGGUGCGAGCAUACUGUUCCUGCUGUACGUGUUCUGCUUUCUGCUGCAAGAAAGUUCCUGCUGCAACGGCAAACCGAAACCACCGAAGGAGAAGAAACCGAAGAAGGAAAAGAAAUCGAAAAAGAACGCCGACGUGGAAGCGGGCAAGGAGGGCAAGGACGGGAAGGAAGCGGGCGCCGCUAAGGACGGUGCGGGAAAAUCGACCAAGGAGGAGCCGAAAGGCAAAGGCUCGUCCACCAAAGCUAGUUCCUAUCAGUACUCGAAAAAACAGGAAGUUUACCCGAAAAAAAAGCGUGACCAGCUGCGCGCGUCUCAGCAUCGUCGCGAGUCUGGCGAGGUGGCAGUUCCAGAACCGGCCACGGAACGAAUCGCUACAUCGCCCGCAAUGCCCACCACCACACCACCGGCCACACAGUUGCAGGAAGCCGCACAGCCCAACCCGGAAGCUGCCAUGUCUCCACGAUUUAAGCGCAAAACUACUCAAGAUCCAGCUCAUGGCAGUUUCUUCCUGCGCGUGGGAGCAAUCGCAUUUGGGCUUGGUACCAUGAUUUACACCGGGCUGGAGUUUGGAUCGUUCUUCGAGAUACCGUUCACCUCUCCGUGCCACCAGAUACUGCGCGGCGUCAAUCCACUGCUGCAGAUGAUCUUCACCUUCAUGCAGAUGUACUUUAUCUUCAUGAACGCACGGCUCAACAUACACCGCUUCAAGGUGCUGGCCCGGUUCGGGCUGAUGCAUAUCGUGGCCACCAACAUCUGCGUCUGGAUUCGCACGCUGGUGCUGGAAUCGCUCAAGGAGAUCACGGCCUACCAUCAGCGCCGCGGUCCAGAGCCGGAGGACUCGGUCAUACUGGAGAACAUCCGGCAGCACACGCUGCGCAACGCGGGCAUGGUGAUGGGGAUGGAGCUUGCCCCGGGCGGUACCGAUACCGAGUGGGAACCGAUCAGCGUCAACCUGAACGCGCAGGAGGACCUGCUCUCGCAGGACGCCUCGAGCGUACUGUCCAAGAUUGUGCAGGGCACGGCACACACGAUUACCGAGGCGGCCACCACGCUGGUCAGUGCCGCCACGCUCACGUCCACGGCAGCCCCGACCACCACGUCCUCCUCGACGAGCACCUCGACCUCGACCACAACGACCACCACGACAACGACCGCGAGCCCGACGACGACGACACCGGCCUGGAUAGAGCCGAGCACUGGGGCGAGCAGCACGACCACUGCCCGCGGGCUGCUGGACCGAAUCCGCGACAUUGUCGCAACCGAGACGACUACCACGUACGAAACGCCCGCGAACCAUUUUGGCAGCGCGCAGCACACCCUCUCGACCAGUGCCAGCGGGGUAAACGCAACGGCGGCCACGCCCUCGACCGGAUCCUCCUUCCUGGACUCGUUCAUGGACCACGUCAACUAUCUGCAGCGCAACAGCAGCCUCGACCAGACGUACGAAAGCCUGGACGCGCUGUUCCCGUCCGCCUUCAUCGCGACCUCCACCGCUGUCUCGACCAACGCGACCGCAAUUAGCUGCGGCCGGGUGAACAUCAUGGGCACGAUCGUCCAGGACUCGGCCCCGUACCUCUACCCGUUCAUCAUCGAGUACUCGCUGAUCGGUGCCGCCGUCAUCUACGUCAUGUGGAAACAUAUUGGACGCUACCCGAAGUUCACCAAUGAGGAAGAUCUGGAGCACCGUCUGGAGGUGAUGCUGUCGCGCCGCGCUGUCGUCAUGGCCCAGCAGGCACGCACCGGCCGCGUCGACUGCGUGGGCGCCUCCAAGGGACUCUUCUUCGGACUGCUACUGCUCGUCGGCUCGCUCAUCUGUCUGAUCCUGUUCUUCGUGCUGGUGAGACAUCCGCAGCUAUCGCUGCUCGCGAUCUACCUGGCGGACGUGUCGCACUGCGCCCUCAUGGCACUGGCCAUCUUCGCUAUCAUAAUUGGCUUCAUUCGCGUACAAAACCUCAAGUUCCGCUGCGAGGAGCAGAGCAACCUGAACGACAUACUGCUCCGCAUCUCCGCGUUCGGGCUGUUCGUGUACUCCACCUUCAGCGUGAUUGCCGGCUCGCUGAACGCGUUCGAGAGCGAGCCGAACCUGCUGGUCAUGGUGACCGGGAUCGUCGCGGUCGUGCAGGUCGUCAUACAGCUGCUGUUCAUUGCGGACGUGUCGCGCCGCCGCGUGCACCUGCCCGAGCACGAUCGCAUCAAGCCCGGCCGCCAGAUUGUAACGUUCCUGCUGAUCUGCAACAUCUCCAUGUUCGCCAUCUACACGUUCGAGGCGCAGAAGGUAUUCGCCAACCCGGUGCAAUUGGACUUUUACGGCUUCAUUGCUUGGUCGCUGAUCCAGCGCGUUACCCUGCCGCUGUGCAUCUUCCACCGCUUCCACAGUGCCGUCACGCUAGCGGAGGUCUGGAAGACAACCUACAAGGCACGCCUGGAGUAAGCGCGGUUGGCCUAUCUUCACAGUUGCUGAGAUUUUUGAGAUGUUGAGAAAUGCGAAGCUAAGUGGUUCCAUGAAAUAUUUAAACAACGCAGAGAGAGAGAGAGAGAGAGAGAGAGAGGCAGAGGGUAAGGAAGAGAUAAUAUAGAGAGAGAGAUGAGAAAUAUCAGCUCAGUAUAUUAAUUCAUGGUUGAAUGUUCUUUAUCAAGUACAAGCAGCAAAUCACAAGCAAGCGAUUUCUCAUCCUUCAAAAGUAAUGCAUACCCCAAAACUCCAGACGACCACGAUCAAGCGAUAAAAUGGCGAUUAUUUGAACAUUUGGCGAAGAAUGUGACAGCUCUACCGAACACUGUUGGCAAACCUUAUACAUGGAAGUUCUGAGGCCAGUGGCAGCAGGUGGCGACACUAAAACAAGUAAACAACAUCGCGGUGAUUUGUUUGAGAAGUGUAUUUACUUCCCUCCUCAUUCCCAAGAUUUUUUACAAGAAUUUUACUUCCCUUUUUCGAAAACUACGUAAAGUAAAAGUAAGAGUCCUCUGCGAGACAGAGGAAGCAGAUCAAUCGAACUAAAUGGAGGCAGAGCGCGUUUUUAAGAAGAAAAAAUAGACAGAGCGCGCGCGUACACAAAUUUAACUGAAACUUUAUACACGAAACGAAGCAUGAAUUAUACACAUUUUACCGUUUCCGCAUAACUAUUGCCCUAAAAUCCAGCGCGACCCCUCAACUCCCAAUGACACGAUACCACGCGCUGGACUGGUUUGCUGUGUUUUUAGAUUAUUGCCCCCGGCGAACAGGUGCUGCCUGCUCCGUUUGCUCCGCUAGUGCACACUACCGUCUGCCCGGUUAAGUACACGGAGCGCUGAGUCGAAGGCCCCAGACCCCCUACUUACAGGCUUACAGGCUAAGAUUUACUUACAGGCUAAGAGAAAACGACCGUUUUUCCUUCCCAGCCCGUGCCGAGUAGCGUCUACACUGCAUAAAAGGGGACAGUUACAGUUUUUCGACUUUUUGUUUUACUUAACUUAAGAAUUUGUGCAUGCAAUAGUUCGUAUACACGAUAGCGUACCGCCAGGUUACUUACACGGAUAUACAAUACGACUUUACGCGGGAUGGAGGUGGACACAAAGAGUGGGAGAGAAACCAAAGCAGGAGUGUAUUGAAAGCUCAAUCCAAAAUUCGGAAACGAUCUAGUUAUGAUUAAUCGAGAUGAGAUAUUUUAUUUAUGUUGAUUUUGUUUUCUAUUUUUAACGGUAAGUUUAAAGCAGCAAGUGCGCAAAGCGGGAGUCGAACAGUGCGUGUUCGAAUUCAUUUCUCAAUUUUCGAAACGAAAAACCGAACAAAGUGAGUGAAAAAAUGCUAGCCCGUGUAGGAGCGGCUGCAUUUGGAGCGUUUUGCCAACGUUGGGAAGCUGCCAGAACAAAAAAAAAAAACCUUCCAAAAGGAGUUCCCAAUACGACCAAAACUUCAAACGCUCCUAUCUGUAGGGGAUGGGUUUUUAUUUAUUUAUUUCUGAUACUUUUUUUUCCUAUUGCAUUCAUUGUUUUCUCUCCACAAACUUUUAUGAGGCAAUUUUCAAUGAAAUCGACGAACGCGAAGCCGUAAUGAAAACUAUAAAACACAUACACACAUGACACAAGACAUAUAUAUUAUAUACAUAUUAUAUAAAUAUAUAUACAGUUAUGAAACUUGAAAAUUUUAUUUACACCAAACGUGUUUGAAACAAACGCAAGGCUGGCAAGGGUCGCCUGGUAGAAAGGGUGUUUUCCGUUCAGAGAAAUCAAACAAAUCCGAGAGCAAAUAGACGACUAAAAGCAGCCAACUAACUUCAAAUGCCAUACUAUUCCCGUCACACGGCAUCGGUUGGAUGCUGUUUCCCCAAUCUUGCUGAGCAUCAAAACUCCGCGAACCAAUCCAAACUUUCCCGAGUCACUGUCAUUGUUGGAUGAGAAGUUGAGCGAAAGCAAUAUCCACGUUUGAAGUUUUGGAGUCAAGUUUGGUUUUUGGAUGAUUUGCUCAAACAAGAGACAAGAGUAGCAAACGAUGCAUGUGCUGACGUUGAGUGUUGAGCUGAAAUUUACUUUGAGAAGCGUGACUAGUUUCGUUUUGGCAAUACCUACGUACAAGAAUUUAAACAUUGAAUUGUCCAAAGCUCAAUGCGGAAAAAGAGCUAGAGCUAAGCAGGCGAUACAUGUAAGAAUAAUGUUUAAUAUUGCUAUGUCACAGGGUGUCUGAAUGUCUACAAACAAUAAACUGAACAUUGGGAGUCGACCGACUGGAUUCCUCAAGGUAGAUACGCCGUCUCCUACAAAGAGCGGGCGCGAUUCGAUUCCCAUCCUAGUAGGAGCUGGCUAUACCCUAGCCCAAGCCUGUGUUGUGUACGUCUUUGGAAUGAUCGUGUAGCUCGUGCUACGCCCAGCAGAGAGCAACGUAACUUUGAUCAUUACAGUUCAAAGUUGUAUCGCGUUUGAGAACCGUCAAUGAAACCUUGCUCGGGUAGAACACCUGCUCCGCGAGUGAAAAUGCAUGCUAGAAUGUAAUUUUCUGUUUUGUUUUUCGAACUUGACGGCGCCAGAUGGGCCGGCAGCGGAUACGCUAACAAUACAUGAAUGCCCACCAUGUUUUUACAAACGUAUUUGAAAUGUAUUUGAACUAUUUAAAACAAUAUUGAAGCCACCGGAGGCUUCCGAUUGCUAGUUAGUAUCGUGUUAUGUAUCAGUAAAAGAGAAGGAAACAACAAAAUAAUUAAAAUGAAAGCAAAGUGAGUCUCGUUUUGCUCCUUUUUUUUUUUGCUCGAGGUGAGUUUAUACAAAACGAGACAACUUAAAUAAAACAUGAAUAAAUAAUAGCAGACUAAGACGGAUAGGGAACUCCUCCAGUACUUUGUCCGUAGCAUCCCAACUACUUGCGAUUUUGGAGAGUGAAACGUUAGAGCCCGACAGAUUAAAGGUCACGAUAAAAGCAACCCAGACGAUUGAAAAAAAAAAUAAGCAAAAAUGAUGAGAUGGAAAUCGAUGUUCAAACCACAGCUAACCGUAACCGAGCAUUUGGGAAAGAAGACACCCAACAAAUACAGCAACAGCAACAACAAAACAACAAUUCAAAUACACUGUUUUCGGAGGGACAAUGUAUGCGAUGAAAACGAAGUAGCCAGAUACAGACACAAAAUAAAACAUCGAAGAAUUUAGAGAUGAGAGAGCAUAUAGAGCCGAGAUUGCCGAGAAAAAUAAAAGGUAAAGAAAAACUACACACACACACACUCUCUCUAAUACAAACCAAAGUUUUGGACCAUUUGGAGCAAACAGUUACGAUUGUCGCUGGUAGUAGUAGUAGUUGUUUAAACAGUAGUAUCUGGGUAACUACUAGGAAUAUUUCCCUUUUUUUUUUCGAUCCUUUCUGACGACUAAUCUUUUGAUUUCGGUGAGUAGUUUGUUUAACGAUUUACAACAGUUGUAACCGAUUUAUAGCCGUCAAGGUGCGUCUGUGCGAACUCACACAAAACAUUGAAGAGAAUUAUUACAUUAGGUUGUGCAUAGAUAGCUCUCGCUGAGAUUAGUGUAGCUCUUAGUAUUCAUUGUACUUUUUUUUAUGACAUCAUACUAAAAUGCAUUUUUGUGAAAUAUGCAUUUGAAAUUUCGCUGGUUUCCUGUCUCGGGGUUGGUUGUACUUUCGAAUGCUUUUGAUACUAAUAAUAUGAAGGCACAAUAUUGUUUUUUUUUUAUUGCACAAGAUAGCAAUACAAUCCAUAUAAUAGUCGAUUUGUAAUGUAAAACAAUGCGUGUAGCAUAAAAACGUGUGUGGAUGGAGUGAAAUAGGACACUAGAUUUAGUUCUGUUUGUUGGGGGAUAAAUUAUUAUUUUGUUUUUACGAAUUCGUCCGUUGCUGCAAUAUUCUUUUUGCGUUUUGCAAAACUGCUGGAGCUGGAGGACAGAGAAAAUGUCUUCAAAAUAAUUACUUUCUUUUGAAACGUAAAUUAAAACAUAGAAUAAAAUUAAAAAAAAAGACCUUACAACCCACCCCCCCAUUAAGAAUAGUAAGAAAAAAUAAUAAGAUCAAGAUGUUCAAACAACAAUCCACAGUCUAUACAGAGAUAGAGCUCUGAAAGAAUUCAAACGAGACACAUCAUACGUAUUGACUACAGGCCCCACAGCAGAAUGUCUCAAGCCAGUCGUACAGUAUACACACACACACAAACACACUAAAGAACUGCACUAUUGGAGUGAUGCACCACAGGCACACAGAGCUGUGCGGAAAUGGGGGAACACACAAGAAAACAUAACACUGCCUGCCACAGAGAGCGACCGUUUCCUUCGCGCCACAAACACACAAAUAAAACAAAACGUAAACGUAAAACAAUGUCUCCCGCCCCCUCUCUUUUUUUAUUUGUACAACUAAUAGACAGAUAAACACACGCAAAGAAAUGAAAUGUAUAACCAAUGUUAAAUGGCGAAGGCGAUCGGUAUGACAGAGAGAGAGAGAGAGUGCGCGCAAACCAUAAGAAUAAACGUUGAAACAUUGAAGCCAAACCUUCAUUCUUACUUGAUAAAUAAAUCAUAAAGCCAUAACCGAUACUCAUACAGUAAUGUAAACGCACAAACACACAUGCGUUCAUACAUGUGCAUGCAUGUCCACUCAAUUACAUAUCACCCCGAAUACAUUGGCGAUAGCGUGAUCUCUUGAAGCAGACGAGCGAGUGCCAUUUGCCUGCCGAGACACGGGAACCAAGGUGAGUAAAGUGAGUGCCGGAAUAAUGGAAAACGGAAACAUCUCAAACAAAUCACUGUAAUGCAAAAAAAAAAUAAUAGAGUGGUACAAAAAAAAGAAGAAAUGAAAACAAAAAAGCGAACCGGUGCCAUGCGAGCGUAAAACAAUAAGUAGGAGACGAACGAGUCACUCACAAUUACUAGGAGCGAGUACAGUCGCUUAGUACACUCACCGUGCUGGGUGGGAUAUGUUUUACCGCGCUCAACGCGUCUGGACAGUUAUUGAAGCGUUUUGGAAGCAACGCUUAACGCUCACUAUCAUUGCAAAACUCAUCGCAAAACAAACGUCCUGUGGAGAAGAAAGUCAUCCAGACAACACAGUGACAGUUUAUCGCAACAAGAAAUGCAACAGAAGAAAGAAGGAAAACAAAAAAAAUAACAAAGUAAAAGCAAACACGAGUAAAUGAAAAUAAAAUAAACAUAGUAUGACACACGUGAGGCAGUGCAUAGAAGAAAUUAACAAAAAAGAAAAACCAUUCCCAUUGUAAUCAUUAUUCUUACGCAUUCAAAUCUGCAUGUAGCAUCUAGUUUGUCGCAGCAGGCGGUAAAAUGAAGAAAGUAAUACAUUUAUUAAAUAAAGGUAAAACAAAACCAAAACAACACACUCAAAUAUUACUAUAAACACGGACCGAGAACGGCAAGCCGAGAGGCACGAGGAAGGAAAACAACAUUUUAGCAAGCGUACAGUAAAACGUAAAAAGUAAAUAGCAAAGGCGAAACAAUUUUCGUACAAAAUUGAAACAGCAAGUAGACGCGCAAACGAAAGAGAAAAGAAUCCCCUCAUCCGCCUGCCGCAUACAGACACACACUCACCCGUACAUGUACAAUGUGUAAAAAGGAAAAAGCAAAAAGUGUGUAUAAAAAAAAAAAAAAAAAAACAAAAAGUUUAUAUUUUACCGUAGAAUAAGUUACGCUGAAUUUUGUGUUAAGCAAAGCACAAAGAACUUACCAACAACACACUGGUGUAUGCAUACAAUCUCCUGCAUAGACCGGACAUGCAUAAAACAUACGUAUAUACACAAACACACAGCAUACAACAACACACAAUGCAAGUCAACCAGAGCUGUAAAAAAGUGGCACACAAAACACCUAAAGCUGCUGCGACAGAGAUGCUAACGAAAACGAAAACAAGUUUAAAAGAAAAAAAACAAGCAGUUACAAAUUGCAAACAACAGAUUAGAUGAAAGGUUCGUAUAUUUUUAUAAGAAGCGAGUCAAAUUUUGUUAAACAUUGCCCUCAAUUAUCGAUCAAACCCCUUUCCCUGGAAUGUGCGGCGAUGCAAAGCGAAGGAGAGAACGGUGGUAAUGGAAGGCGCAAAUCGAACAAGAAACUGUUGUUAAAUCACAAGCGAGCAGAGGAAGAUUACGGAUUGAUGCGCUUGCAUACUAACCCUUGUAAGGGAAAGGGGGUAAGGAUCUUUGUUGUGAUUAUGUAUACAUUGUACCUUCCUUACCUGUACGGAGAAGAAAACAAAAGUAAUCAAAACGAUUGGGAAAACAGAGCCAAUAGCAAAGGUGACGCUAGCGGAGGGGAGUGCGAAAAGUAAGGGCAAGCUGGGAUGAACUAGAUUAGGGAGCCGGAUGUUGAACUGGUGAACUUUUCAAGCAAAUGGCGCUAAGAGUGUGGCUCUUGAUAGACCAUAUAUAUAUUCUUGUUAGUUUUAUUAUUCUUCAAAUUCGGGAGGGAGCAUACGGUCAGCUGAAAAGUGAAGAAAGCGAAUGAAGACACAGAUGAAUCGCUAGUGUAGUUUGGUGCUCCGCGCGGAAUCAUCUAGCGACGAGCAGCAGACCACAAACAGUGUUGGUUGGCUUAUGUUUAAUUACCUUAAUCCUGCAACGUUCUGUAAAGCGAAAAAGGGGGCAAAUGCAUAAUGCAGUGCAGAUCAUUUUAAAACGUAUGGUAGCUUUACUUUGACAAUUUCAUUACAUGAGCUUAAUUAUUCCAUUUCAUUUUCAAAAAAAUAUGAAAGAAUCAUUCCUUCAAAAGAGGCCAUAGAUACUGUAGGAAUCCAUGCACUGAGACAAGGGUUGAUUUUUUUUAAAUAAACAUCAUAUCGAUUAUGUUGCUAGUCGUUCUCCAAUUUCCGUAUAAUAAAGCUACCAUAAAGAACCCCGAAAACCAGGGAGUGAGAAAUACAAAAUGAUUUUUUUAGAAGCAAAGCUCUACACAGAUUGAUUUAUAUAUUUAUAUAGAUGUAUGUGUGAGUUUUUUUUUUUUGUGACACUAAAGUAUGAAAUACCUAGCGAAGAAACACUACAGGACGAGAAUGCUGACUAUAAAGUGUGCUGUUUGGUUAAUUUGAUCUCCCGUAGGGUAGUUUGCUUGGACAGGAUUGGUACAUUACACACACACACACAAAAUGCAAUGAAUACUAGUGACAUACACACACACUACACUUUAAAGAUUACAAGUACGAACCAGAACCCGGAAGCACCGGAAUGUUUGGCGGGUGGGAAUGAAGAUGACAAUGGAUGAUUGUAUGAAGCCACACGAUCGCGCUCGUGCGUGUGGGAAUGUGUGUAACAAACGAUCUCGUAUGUGUAGAAAUCAGUUGAUGGAAUAAAAUUUGAACCUAUUUGGCUAAUGAACUGUAAA
Anopheles merus is the source of this 11177-nucleotide messenger RNA. RefSeq names its product proton channel OtopLc (gene OtopLa). NCBI's taxonomy places the organism in Eukaryota, Metazoa, Arthropoda, Insecta, Diptera, Culicidae. Bases 808 to 3825 code for a protein of 1005 amino acids. The transcript is spliced from 11 exons. Gene Ontology annotation, cellular component: membrane. Gene Ontology annotation, biological process: proton transmembrane transport. Gene Ontology annotation, molecular function: proton channel activity. The record is from RefSeq and is a predicted model, not a curated record.